AUGGGCCUCUUGGCUAGAAUAAGCAGCCUCGCCCUUCUGGCGCUCACUGCUACCCUGGCUGGUGCUACUCCUCUCCAUACGGCGAACCCGGUGGUUGAUCUUGGUUACACCGCUUAUCAGGGGUCCUAUAGCGAGACCUAUGAUCUCAAUAUCUUCAAGGGGAUUCGAUAUGCGGCCCCUCCCGUUGGAAAGCUGCGAUGGCAAGCCCCACAGCCCCCUCCAGUGAACAGGACUUCGAUUCAAUCGGCUAUUGAGCAGCCUCCACUUUGUCCGCAGUCUGGUGGUGCGAAACUUCCUGAGAUUUAUGGAUUUAAUUCGGCAUUGGGAAAUGAGGACUGCUUAUUCUUGAAUUUGUACGCUCCGCCAGGAGCCAAGGACCUUCCCGUUCUGAUGUGGAUCCAUGGCGGCGGAUACAAUCUUUUCGGAGCAGAGUACGACCCAAGUGAAUGGAUCAAGGAAAAUGGCAAUGGAUUCAUUGCUGUCAUGAUUCAAUACAGACUGGGCGCCUUUGGAUUCCUGUCAUCAGAAGACGUACACAAACACGGACAAGCGAAUGCAGGCUUGCUUGAUAUGCGUUUCGCUCUAGAGUGGAUUCAAGAGCAUAUCGGUAAAUUUGGUGGUGAUGCAUCCCGUGUCACUAUCGGCGGUGAGUCUUCUGGGGGAGGGUCGGUGAUUUUACAAGCAAUGGCCUAUGGCGGCCGCGAAGAUCACUUGUUCAACAAUAUCAUUGCCGCGAGCCCGUAUACUGCGCCAAUGUACCAGUACGACGCCAAAGUACCCACAAAUCAUUAUCAUCAGUUUGCAGCACAAGCAGGAUGCUACAAGGGCGGUCAUACAUCCAAAUCGGCUAUGUUCGACUGCCUUGUUGAUACAGACACCGACACAUUGCAAUAUGCCAGUGGCAAUGUCUCCGUUUCAGGAGCAUGGGGUACUUGGGCCUUCCUACCUGUGAUCGACGGCGAUUUUAUUCGAGAACUUCCAUCGAAGCAAUUGCUUCGGAAAAGAGUGAGCGGCAAGCGUGUGUUAUCUGGAAAUAAUGCCAAUGAUGGUGUUCCUCUCAGUCCUCCGUACAUCAACACCACUGAGAGGUUCCUCGGCUAUAUAAAAUCGACAUUCCCUCUCUUCUCCUCUCAUGAUUACUCUAGCCUGAAGAAUCUCUAUGGAUUCUGGACCACAUCCCCUGAAAACAAUGGCCCUCGAUAUGACACACUAGGGUAUCGUGGUCCAACGGCUCUGAAUCAAUCAGAAAUGGCAACUGGUCUCCAGCAAACCGUCUUUAAUGUAUUUGCCGAGGCAUACUUCAGCUGUCCAUCAUACUGGCUCGCAGAUGCGUUCUCCGGUGGUUCACUCAAAGAAAGCUGGAAAUACCAGUACUCUGUCACGCCCGCAUAUCACGGUGCGGACUUGACAGCAUACUUUUCCAUUGGCGCAACUACUCCUACUCGUGGAUUUAUAAGUGCAUUCCAAAAGAUCUGGGGUAAUUUUAUCAUUAAUGACACCCCGGUUGUCUCUAUUAAGGACGCAAAGGGCGGUGCAGACAAUUCAACCGUCCCCGAAGGCUUGAAUGGAGAUAUCCACUGGCCAGCGUGGACUGAAGAUUCACCCGUGCUUAUGAACUUGAACACCACUGGUGGGACAACAGUCUUUGAUAAAGUUACCGAUGACCUAUCUUACUGGCUUCGAAAGGGACCGGGCGUUACCAAUGAGUUCAGCCUGGCAGAUGCGUUCAACUGGGAGGGUGGCCGUGGUGAGCGCUGUCAAUUCUGGAGGUCUGUCGGUCCACGAGUGCCCCAAUAA
Penicillium angulare is the source of this 1797-nucleotide messenger RNA. Its product is annotated as putative carboxylesterase. NCBI's taxonomy places the organism in Eukaryota, Fungi, Ascomycota, Eurotiomycetes, Eurotiales, Aspergillaceae. The coding region runs from base 1 to 1797 and encodes 598 amino acids. The record is from RefSeq and is a predicted model, not a curated record. The transcript has 5 exons.